Messenger RNA from Chondrus crispus (carragheen), 2394 nucleotides. RefSeq lists its product as hypothetical. Gene Ontology annotation, biological process: terpenoid biosynthetic process; isopentenyl diphosphate biosynthetic process, methylerythritol phosphate pathway. Gene Ontology annotation, molecular function: iron ion binding; 4-hydroxy-3-methylbut-2-en-1-yl diphosphate synthase activity (ferredoxin). The coding region runs from base 1 to 1434 and encodes 477 amino acids. The record is from RefSeq and is a predicted model, not a curated record. Lineage: Eukaryota; Rhodophyta; Florideophyceae; Gigartinales; Gigartinaceae. The transcript has 2 exons.
AUGGCUUUCGUCACCCCAUCCGCCGCAAUAUCCGCAGUGGGGAGUACGAAUUCAUCCUUUUUACCUUCCCCUCAUGCCUUGCACCAUUUUUCUAUUCCUGUUACCACCCAGUCAUGCCGUCGCACCCCGCGCAUGCACGACGGCCCGGCUCGCCCGCCUCCACCACCAGGCAUGGUCAAAGGCAAGGACUUCAUGAAGGACCAAUCCGGCAAUGUUGGCCUUGACAUCAACUCCGGGGCGAUCCAGCGGCGAGAGACUACACCGGUUCGGGUCGGUGACAUUAUAAUUGGUGCGAGCAACCCCGUCGUCGUGCAAAGUAUGAUCAACGAAGAUACUCUUGAUAUAGAUGGCUCUUUCGCGAGCAUCAAAGAAAUGCACGAAGCUGGCUGCGAGAUUGUUCGCAUAACUUGCGUCUCCAUGGCGCAUGCACAUGCGGUCGGUUUUAUCAAGGAAAAACUGAGGAAGGAGUAUAUGGAUGUCCCAUUGGUUGCGGAUGUCCAUCACAAUGGCCUGAAAAUAGCACUGGAAGUCGCCAAGCAUGUUGACAAGGUCCGGAUCAAUCCAGGCUUGUAUGUGUUUGAAAAACCUGACCCAAGAAGAACAGAAUAUACGCCGAAGGAGUUCGAUGCAGCUGAAGAGAAGUUGAGGAAGACCUUGGAACCUUUAAUUAUUUCUCUUCGCGAUCAAGGAAAAGCAUUGCGUAUAGGCGUAAAUCAUGGUUCUCUGUCGGAAAGAAUGCUCUUCACAUACGGUGAUACUCCGCGCGGCAUGGUGGAAAGCGCUUUGGAGUGCAUCCGCGUUUGUGAAGAUCUCAACUUCCACAACAUUGUCAUUUCCAUGAAAGCGAGCAAAGUCCUCGUAAUGCUUGCAGCCUACAGGUUGCUCUCACGUCGCUUAGCAGAAGAAGACAUGCCAUAUCCUUUACAUCUUGGCGUUACGGAGGCUGGCGAUGGGGAAUACGGGCGGAUUAAGAGCACCCUCGGUAUUGGAACCCUUCUUGCCGAAGGACUCGGCGAUACAAUUCGUGUUUCCUUGACUGAGGCACCAAUCAAGGAGAUCCCAGUCUGUUACGGUAUUUUGCAGGGUCUGGGUCUAAGAAGGACCAUGGUGGAAUACGUUGCAUGCCCGUCAUGUGGUCGAACUUUGUUCAAUCUAGAAACGGUUUUGCACGAAGUGCGCGAGGCCACGAAGCACAUGCCAGGCCUGAGUAUUGCUGUCAUGGGUUGUAUUGUUAACGGACCUGGAGAAAUGGCAGACGCAGACUAUGGAUAUGUAGGAAAGACGCCUGGGAAGAUCUCAUUGUACCGCGGUCGGAAAGAAAUUCGCACAGUUCGCGAGGAAGUUGGUGUCGAAGAGCUUGUAUCUUUGCUGAAACAAGAUGGAGUUUGGGUUGAGCCCGUGGAGGUGGUCAAGAGUCCUGUGACAGCUGCAUAAUGAUUCAACUGUACCUAGUUUUCGACCCGGAUACCGAGGUUUUGGCUGUCUUCAGAAGCCAUACAAGGCGCCAAUAACCUUCAAGGCGCCCAACAGUAAUUACCUUGGCGCUCUACUGUUUGUGAUAUCUAUUAACAGUGCUGUGCCCUCUGCAGUAGGUACCACUCCAGAAAAGAGUAUUAUUUGGUAAAAAGGGUUAAUUUGGUGAUUCAGUUCUCGUUGCUCCCACUGUACGAAAGCAUGCCGCUGAGGUAAACUCAGUGCGGACAAUGGGUACAGUCAUUCAUCCCUUGACUCCAGGGAAGCGCUCCGGGGAAUGGAGCGUUCAUCACGUCUACAGUUCCCCGCAAUGUUGCCUCUUCGUCUUCGAAAAGCUGAAGGAAAUUGUCAACAACGAAAAGUCCGCUUCACUUGCAAUAAAAGGGGCAGAGAUGCUCCUAAAAUCUUUAUAGCGUUAACAAGAUUGUUAUGAAUGCAAGUGCUCCCAGACCACAAGGACCAAUAGAAAAGAGUCACACGGGCAGAAAGAAACGAUUCAGUUGGGGACGCCGGCAAUUUAUCGGACAUUUGGCGAUUUUAUUACGCACAGGAAGCAGAAAAAAUUUGAGGAGGAUCGGCUACAGCGACAAAGGGCGGAGGGGAAGGCUGCCCGGCAAAAACAAAGAGAACCGCAGAAAGAACAGAAAGCAGAAGCGAAAAAGCUGAGGGAACAAAAAAGUCUGGAACGCAUGAAAAGUGGCAAGGCCUCAAAGCCUGUCAACUCAACCAAGAAGCGGGCACGAUCAACUUCGGUCCCAAAGGCGCACGAAGGCCCCUCCCCAACGUGCGUCAACUCCUCACCAUUCCCCAUCGACGUUGUCCCGUCCGCGUUACUUGGUCUCUCUGGUGCCAGUGAAAUUACCAAAUAGACCUUUUUCCAAAACUCUGUGUAUUGCCGCACCAAUAAAAGAAAAUUCGGGG